This is a messenger RNA of Pseudo-nitzschia multistriata, 939 nucleotides long. The record is from the annotation of a GenBank genome assembly. Lineage: Eukaryota; Bacillariophyta; Bacillariophyceae; Bacillariales; Bacillariaceae.
CCACAACAGAUGCUCUCAAGGCUAAAGACGAGGACAACAAAUAAAUAUCUUGUGACAUUGUUCGCAUCUGUAACAUUUCAACGACCACCAGGGCCGUUCAUUUUAUUUCCUAUUUUCCGCUAUGAUCUCCGCUGCUAAUAGAUCCUCAAGAUGUAGGAAAAAUAAUAGUCAAGUUGGACGAAAAUUUCGUCCCUUUGAACUUUGUAACAAGAACCCAAACGAAAAGCAUCGUGGCAAUACAGUAGUGCAACCAGAGCCUACGACUAGCUCAUCACCUGUUGCAUUCUUGCCAAGCUCAAUUGCUUCGUCAGGUAAGUGCGGUACAAUUUUAUCAACUAAACCUUCGUUUCUUUCAAUACUUCUUUCUCAAUACGUGUACUUUGCAUUCUCCAUUCAUAUUGCAAUAGUCGGCCCUGCAUCUCUAGUGGGUGGCACGGCAGCAAUCUACACGUCUUUGCUCCAGCACCCUAGUUCAACCUUGAAUCAGCUGUCAUUCGUUCUUAUGAUGGUAUUGGCAAUCCAGUACGCGGUGCAACCUCGACUGUCUCGGAAAUACAUUUCCCCUAAAAUCAAGAAACAGACGGUAGCAUUGGUGGAAGAAGUUACUAAGACAGGUUUUGCUGCAGCAAUCUUCUUUUCAAAACCAUCUGCCGAGAUUCAAAACGCCUUCAAAGGUAAGCAGGACGACACUUGCGACAAACGUGACAUCGAUCAUCAUUGAACCUGAUUUUUUCGUUCAAUCAAAUAUGACUUGUUCGUCCUUCUCAAUUUUUGUGUUAUUUUGUAUUUUUCAUUUUAAAGGUUGGUCUCUUUCCUCUUCGUUGGCAUGUGCAGGCUUGCCUGCCGUGCUCUACGCCCUGCAAGGCGUUUUGCAGUACGUCUCGUAUCAGCACCUUGAUUCGGUGACAUUCAAUGGGUUAACGCAAACCAAGACACUGA